AUGGCAUACUCUGCUGCUGAGUUCAUCGAUACUGUCAUCCGUGGUUUACAACAACAAGGAGGAGACUACCAGCAACAGAAGAAGGCCACGCCGUCUGCCUGCGCCUACGUCAACUGGCCUUAUCAAGGGUGUGAGUUCUUCGCCCAGGUUACCAGCUUUGGUCCCGAGGGUAUCGAAGGUGUACAGCCGAUCGACAACUUAAGUCCAUUUGAAGAAAAGAGGAUGAUCGAAACUGUCAAUAAGGUGAAGGGAGAUGUGGAGAAAGGUAUGGCUUACGUUGAGGCCCACCAGAAUUAA
Messenger RNA from Perkinsus marinus ATCC 50983, 297 nucleotides. Its product is annotated as malate dehydrogenase, putative. The transcript has a single exon. NCBI's taxonomy places the organism in Eukaryota, Perkinsozoa, Perkinsida, Perkinsidae. The record is from RefSeq and is a predicted model, not a curated record. The coding region runs from base 1 to 297 and encodes 98 amino acids. Gene Ontology annotation, molecular function: oxidoreductase activity, acting on the CH-OH group of donors, NAD or NADP as acceptor.